UGGUCGGACCGGAUUCAACCUUUUUAACCUUGACUUGAAUUUUGUUUUUGUCAAUCAUAUGUCAUUUCCAAAGGAUCUAGCGGAAUUUCGUCAUUUGUUCCCUUCAAUAAAGUCUUGGUGUUUGGGUGUUUUUUUUUUCAGUUGGAAACUACGGCUAGACCAUUUUGACCCAAUCACUCUACCAUUAACAUUAAGGAAAGAAAGGAACUUAAACGGGGAUGGGAAUGCAUUCUUCGGGAAAGGGACGUCAUCGAGUGUAUUGAGGAUUGUCUAAUUGUAUUGUUGUUUUGGCCAAUAGAGUUGAGAAGGGCUGAUUGCUGCAAUUAUUCUGUUAAAGUUUGCCAAUCAUUGAGAAGCUAAAGCAAUUGAAAGAAGGGAAAAGCAAUUGCAAAUAAAAUAUUGGUGUAUAUAUAAGGGUGAAUCGGGAUGCUUACUUCUAUAGAGAUCUUAAUUUGAAAGGUCAGUUCAAUUGGUAUAUAACUGUUAAUCAUGCUUUCAGCAUUCCGUUUUUCUAGAUCAGUUGGUUUGCAAAAAAACUUUGCAACUAAAUUUCAUCCAUCAACAACUGGGGCUAUUUCUAAAGUUCUAGUUCGUGGUUACGCUCAGAUUCCUCUUGAAACUUCUGUUACGUUGCCAACCGGAGAGGAAUAUGUUCAGCCAACCGGGUUGUUUAUAAACGGGGAAUUUGUUCCAUCUCGUCAAAAGAAGACUUUUGAAGUAUUCUCUCCUGCAACUGAAGAGCUAAUCGCAACUAUUUAUGAAUCUCGUGAAGACGAUGUCGAUAUUGCUAUUCAGGCUGCUCAAAAUGCCUUUGAUCAUUCUCCCUGGGCCACGUCAGAUCCCUCCUUUAGGGCACUGGCUUUUUUCAAGUUGGCUGACUUGAUUGAACAGCAUGCAGAGACCCUUGCUUCUAUUGAGUCUCUCGAUAAUGGUAAGUCACUUGGCGAUGCUAGAGGGGAUGUGGCUCUUGGUAUCGCUUGCUUGAGAUCUGCUGCUGGUUGGGCCGAUAAAUUUGGUGGUAAGCAAAUCGAGACUGGGGACGAUUAUUUCAAUUUCACUCGUCGUGAACCAAUUGGUGUUGUCGGACAAAUCAUUCCUUGGAAUUUCCCUCUUUUGAUGCUUAUUUGGAAAAUCACCGGUAUUGUUGUUGGUAAUACUUCUGUUUUGAAAACUGCCGAAUCAACUCCGUUAUCUGCUUUAUACUUGUGUAAUUUGAUUAAAGAGAAUGACGUUUUCCCACCGGGGGUGUUCAAUGUUGUCAGUGGAUUUGGUAAGAUCACCGGUAAUGCUUUGGUUGAACACCCAUUGGUAAGAAAAAUUGCUUUCACUGGUUCGACUGCAACUGGUAAGGCUCUUAUGAAGAAAGCAGCCGAUACCAUGAAGAAGAUCACGUUGGAAUUAGGUGGUAAGUCUCCAAAUAUCAUCUUUAACGAUGCUGAUCUUGAUGUGGCUUUGAAAUCUGUAGUUGCUGGUAUCUACUACAAUUCUGGGGAAGUUUGCUCAGCUGGUUCUCGUUUAUAUGUUCAUGAAGAUAUUUAUGAUGUUUUCAUCAAGAAAUUAGUUGAUUUCGCUAAUUCUUCCGUUAAAGUUGGUAACCCAUUUUUACCUGAUACCAUUCAAGGUGCCCAAAAUAGUGUUUCCCAAUUGGAUAAAAUCUUGAAGUAUAUUCAAAUCGGUACUGAAGAAGGUGCCACUGUUUUAGCCGGUGGUAAAAGAUUAGAAGAGAAAGGUUAUUUUGUUCAACCAACUAUAUUCGGUGACGUUAAACCAGAUUCAAAAAUUAACAAAGAAGAAAUUUUUGGUCCAGUUGUUACCGUCAGUAAAUUUAAGACUGUUGAUGAAGUAGUCAAAUUAGCAAACGAUACCGAAUACGGAUUAGCUGCUGGUAUUCAAUCAAAUGACUUCAAUAAGGUCAUUGAUGUUUCAAGAAGACUCAAGGCUGGUACCGUGUGGGUCAACACUUACAAUGAUUACCAUCCAAUGGUUCCAUUCGGAGGAUUCAAACAAUCUGGUAUUGGUAGAGAAUUAGGCGAAGAAGUUUUACAUAACUACACCGAAAUUAAAUCGGUAAGAGCAGCAGUGACCAGACAAAAUUGAUCUGUUGACUAAGCUAUUUCUAAGUAAUUAAUGAUUUACUUUUAUGAUAUUAAAAUUCGAUUC
Messenger RNA from Hyphopichia burtonii NRRL Y-1933, 2160 nucleotides. Its product is annotated as aldehyde dehydrogenase family protein. Lineage: Eukaryota; Fungi; Ascomycota; Pichiomycetes; Serinales; Debaryomycetaceae. Gene Ontology annotation, molecular function: aldehyde dehydrogenase (NAD+) activity. The record is from RefSeq and is a predicted model, not a curated record. The coding region runs from base 490 to 2097 and encodes 535 amino acids. The transcript has a single exon.